This is a messenger RNA of Oppia nitens, 1338 nucleotides long. RefSeq names its product E3 ubiquitin-protein ligase RNF14-like. The record is from RefSeq and is a predicted model, not a curated record. NCBI's taxonomy places the organism in Eukaryota, Metazoa, Arthropoda, Arachnida, Sarcoptiformes, Oppiidae. The coding region runs from base 1 to 1302 and encodes 433 amino acids. The transcript is spliced from 5 exons. Gene Ontology annotation, biological process: positive regulation of proteasomal ubiquitin-dependent protein catabolic process; protein polyubiquitination; ubiquitin-dependent protein catabolic process. Gene Ontology annotation, cellular component: cytoplasm; ubiquitin ligase complex. Gene Ontology annotation, molecular function: ubiquitin conjugating enzyme binding; ubiquitin protein ligase activity; zinc ion binding.
AUGGCUCAUGGAGGUAGUGGUGAUACAGAUACCGAUGCUCUUAAACAACAUAUACGUGCGAUAAUUGCCCAAAAAGUUGAUGAAUAUUCUGAGUACGAGUUGGACGACGAAACUACCAAAAAACUGAUCAAACAGGACGUCCAACGAGAGAUGAUAUUAUGGAAACAUAGAAAACCACAAAACAAUGGAAAACUAAUUAAAUUUACUAAAAAAUUGAAACAAAAAGUCAUUCAAAUUAUUAAUCCUCCCAUUGAUACCAAUGCUAUUGAAAUAGGGAACCGAUUGGACCAACAAAAACAAGUAAAUCACCAUGAUGUUAUCGAUAAUAGCGAUGAUAGUGACGAUAAUGAUAGUAAUAGUGUCAAUGAUUUAACCAAAUUUGAGUGCGAGAUAUGUGCCGAUGAUUUCCCAGUUGACAGUGCCGUUAGCUACGGGUGUGAGCAUCGGUACUGUGAGGAUUGUAUACGUAAUACGAUGACCGUUGCCAUCGAUGACAACCGUAUUGAAUCGCUUGCCUGUCCGGCACCUGACUGUACCGCUGAGGCCACACAACAACUGGUUAGGCGUAUUGUGGGACAGGAGUUGUACGACCGAUACGAUCAACUAUUACUUAAGGUAGCUGUCGGUGCUAUGGAUGAUGUGCAUUAUUGUCCCAACACUGAGUGCGGUGCAAUGGUAGUGACCGAAAUUGAUCUGGCCAUUGGUAACUGUGCCCGAUGUGGACUGGCAUUUUGUACCAGUUGUUUGAAACCAUAUCAUGGCGGCUAUGACUGUCAACUGGAAACAGGGGAACGGGAGGAAAUGGUACAGAUGUAUAGGAGUGAACUGUUGGCCGAGGAAAUGUAUUCAGAGGAAGAGGCGCUCAGCAGAGCCAUAGCCGAAGCGGAACGGGAGGACAAAGAAUGGAUGGAUCGGAUCAAAGAAGAACAGAAGGCUAUCAGAGAACAGGAAGCGAUGAUCGAAGAGCAGAGAAAAGCCGACGAGGAAAGGGCUGCUGAGGAGAAGCGUAGAGCCGAUGCCGAGAAAUUAAGGAAAGAGGCUGAGCUCAGGGAACAGGAGAUUAUUGCCGCACAGGCAGCUGAACGAGAGCGGCAACAACGGGAGCGCCAGGAAGCCCGACAGCGUGAGGAACGGGACUCAGAACAGACUGUCCGCCAAGUGAGCCGUCCCUGUCCUCAAUGUAGAGCACCCAUUCAGAAAAAUGAUGGCUGCAAUCAUAUGAAAUGCAUUCAAUGUAAAUAUGAAUUUUGCUGGAUAUGUAUGGGCUAUUGGCAGGGAUCCCAUCAUCUAUGUCCUAGAUAAUUUUAUGAUUUUAUCUAAAUAUAUUUUCAAAAAAAU